Rhizophagus irregularis DAOM 181602=DAOM 197198 is the source of this 828-nucleotide messenger RNA. The record is from RefSeq and is a predicted model, not a curated record. NCBI's taxonomy places the organism in Eukaryota, Fungi, Glomeromycota, Glomeromycetes, Glomerales, Glomeraceae.
AUGUCUCAAGAUCUCAACUCGGUCACUCAGCCAUGCAAUAGCACGUCAUCGGAAGAAAAGAUAUGUAGCGAACUGGAUUCAAAGUGCAAGAAGGGGAAGAGUGUAGACAAGCUUAAGCAAGAAUUAUUUGCUUCGGAGUUGUCUUCACAAGAGCCAUCAAUAGAACAAAAUCAUGUGACCAAAAUUUCUGAGACAUUAUGUCCCAGAAAAAGAUCCCAAGAAAUGGGGUUACAGCUUCGAGAUGUAUCACGAGAUAGUUUGCGCAAAAAAACCCAGAGAGCUGAGAAAGUCUAUAAAUUUAUCGAACAAGUGGGCCUAGAUAAAAUCAAGUAUAUCAAAUCUUAUAAUGCAACUUCUAUUUCAGAGCUUACUAAUGAGCAAAUUCAAGAUGUUAUAGAUUAUGGAAUAUCUUCAGAAAAAUUACCUCUGGUAACGGAUCAUGUGACUGAAAUUUCCGAGACAUUAUGUCCCAGAAAAAAUUUGCCUGUAAAUACUCCCGAUCAGAAUAAUGUAUUGGAGGAAGAGGUGUGGUUUGAUGAAGAUAUGUUUUUCAAUGAGGCGAAUCCCACUAAAGUGAACACUGUCACUUCAGACGAUGAUGUGUAUUUUGGUGAGGCGAAUGAAGUUAAUAAGCACGAUGGCGACUCCAAUUCAAUCAAUGAUGACUCCGAUUCUGAUAGUAAUUCUGAAGAUGAGAUUCCAGACGAUUCAGAUGAUGAUGGAUAUGGUGGAUACGGUGGAUAUAAUGAAUAUAGUGAACGUGAUAGAGGAAUUGGUGGUAUGUAUUCCAACAUGUGCGAUUCGUCAUCUACAGAUCUCGAUCCAUGA